AUGGGAAGUGUACCAAUAGGUAUUGGUCCGGGCAGCGGACGUGGAACAAGCAUUUGCGUGUCAGACGGUAGAAAUGGAACAAGCGGUUUGGAAACGGGAAGUGGAACAGGCGGCUCAGAGUCGGUGAACGGAACAAGCGGUUCAGGAACGGGAAGUGGAACAAGCGACUCAGGAACGGGAGGUGGAUCAAGCGGUUCAGGAACGGGGUCUGGAAAAAGCGGCUCAGGAGCGGGUAGUGGAACAGGCUGUUCAGGACCAGGAAGUGGAACAGGCGGCAAUCAAUCGGGCAGGUACGACAGUUUCGCAGGAUCCUCUUCCGCCGAUGGAAACUUCUCAGCUGGCUGCACCAGCAUGCCGUGGUGGCUCAUUCUACUGGUCGUAUCUUUGGAGCUCUUUGUAGUCAAUCUGAUCCCGGUCCUUUUGUAUGUUAUGAUUGCCACAAGCGUGUGA
Molecule: messenger RNA, 450 nt
Organism: Dreissena polymorpha
Lineage: Eukaryota; Metazoa; Mollusca; Bivalvia; Myida; Dreissenidae
Product: sericin-1-like
Exons: 2
Coding region: 1-450 (149 amino acids)
Source: RefSeq, a predicted model, not a curated record